Astyanax mexicanus (Mexican tetra) is the source of this 5484-nucleotide messenger RNA. RefSeq names its product gremlin 2, DAN family BMP antagonist a (gene grem2a). Gene Ontology annotation, biological process: animal organ morphogenesis. NCBI's taxonomy places the organism in Eukaryota, Metazoa, Chordata, Actinopteri, Characiformes, Acestrorhamphidae. The coding region runs from base 4423 to 5010 and encodes 195 amino acids. The record is from RefSeq and is a predicted model, not a curated record. Gene Ontology annotation, molecular function: receptor ligand activity; BMP binding. The transcript has 2 exons.
AUUGCCCACCCCUAGAUAGCAGUAUGCACUGUAACUUGAUCUUUUGAGGUAGCUUAAAGGGUCAUGUGAUCUCAUGGGAUCCACGCCUGUAUGAGUUGUGAGUGAGGUUGUGAACACGGAGAUAGAUAGGUAUAUACAUACAUACACACAUACAUACAUACCUUUGGGAGGAUUACAGCAGCAUCAUUACAGUAAACUAUGAAUACACACAAGGAACAGAGGGACAUAAUAUAAAUUCAAAAAUCCAAUAUACAAAAAUCCAGCAAAAAAAUAUUUUGCACAUUAUUGCACUUUGUUUAAUGUUAUUGCACAUAGUCCGGUUUAUGUAUACAGCUCUGGAAAAAAAUAAGAGAGCACUUCAGUUUCUAAAUCAGUUUCUCUCAAACAAAUAUUGCCAUUUAGAGCUGAAAUGGUUGAAAUAACAAAAAAGAUGCAGAGCUUCAAGUCCUCAAAUAAUGCAAAGAAAACAAGUUCAUAUUCAUAAAGUUUUAAGAGUUCAGAAAUCAAUAUUUGGUGGAAUAAUCCUGGCUUUUAAUCACAGUUUUCAUGCUUCUUGGCAUGUUCUCCUCCACCAGUCUUACACACUGCUUUUGGAUAAUUUUAUAUCUUUACUCCUGGUGCAAAAAUUCAAGCAGUUCUGCUUGGUCUGAUGGCUGUGAUCAUUCAUCUUCCUCUUGAUUCCAGAGGUAUUCCAGAGGUAUUUAGUAUCAUUCUGUUACAAUCUGGUGAAAAUCUUUAUUAGGAGAGAUUUAUCUUAUAAUAUCAUAUCGUAAGUAAUAAUAUUGGCAAAUUUAUUUAAUAUUCUUUUUUUUUUUUGCAGUAGUGUACUCUUUAAAUAUAUAUUUUUAAUAACAUUGUGAUAUUAUUUUAGGGCUGUAUUGCCCAUCCCUAGAUAGCAAGCAGUAUGUACAGUAACUUGAUCAUUGGAAGUAGCUUAAAGUAUUAUCUUAUGGGAUCCACGCCAUGAAUUAUUCUCUGGGUUAAAAUGGAGCCUGAAAGUGGGUGUCAGAUGGAUGAGGUCAUUCCAUUUCUGAAGUCGUGCAGAUAUUUACCUUUUCUUGAUCCACAGUGUGACGUUUAUAUUUAUAUGGGGAAUACUGUACAUCGUAGAAGACAUUACCACCCACAGUGGACAGCGCAUUAGUUCACAUUUAGCUGAGGAGGCCCCACAUGCAUAUUCCACAGGUCAGUAACACAUUCUUAAGCUUCCAGUAGGACAGUAUGAUACUUGUAUGAUACUAGUAUGAUAAUAGGUACUGUCCCAUGACCUUUUGCAUGGGAGUGUGUAAUCAUAAACCUGUACAAUAUUUGCUUUAGUAAAUGUACUCCUAUUGUUGUAUAACAAUACAAUAUAAAUUUAAAGGGUUGUUGGUUGUUUAAUAAGGACAGCAAAAUGCUCGACUGCAGUCCUCAGCCAGCAUAAAGUCAUUGCUAUAAUAAACUGUAGGGUUGUAUGCUGGAAGUAUUACCAAGGUUUUAAUGUAAAACAGUAAAUGGCACUAUAGAAGGCUGUGGUGAAGGUGCGGAUCAGUUUCUUUUGCUGAGACACACAAAGCGCCGCACUCUUAAGAUACAAACGCGCCUUAAAGGGAAUGUUAAGUCACACAUUUUCAGUGAUGGGAAUAAUGGCAUUGAAAUAAACGGUGUUACUAACGCUGUUACUUUUUUCAGUAACGAGUAAUCUAACUAAUUACUCUGACUGUCACUAUAACGCCGUUACCAUUUCCCACACCCCGUUACUGCACGUUACUUUAGCCGCUCAAUUAACUUUUUUUUUUUACUUUGCGCAUACAGACAAAGGCGCAAGUGUGCGUGUGUUUGUUGUGUGUGUGAGUCACAAGGGAGGGGAGGAUGAGAUAACCGCCUAAGCAAUGAUUGGAUAAGGUAUAGUAAGAUUACGUCUUCAAACUCACUAAGGUCCUUUGCUGUUGUGCACUCUAUUCGUCUGGCUUAUGAAACACGCUCUGAGAAGGUGAGGGUGUGGGUGUUACGGGGGCGAGUAACACAAAAGUAACGCAAUAGUUACUUUUACUGGUAACUAGUUACUUUUAUAGUGGAGUAACUCAGUUAGUAACUCAGUUACUUUUUUGGAGAAGUAACUAGUAGUGGAGCUAUGUAUUAUAGCUUAGUUUUGGGAGUUGAUCCACGCCCUCACUCCUCCCACUUCCUUCCCUAUUUAAACCGUCACUUCCUCUCUACCUGCUCGUUGAACAACCUCGCACCCACCUCCUCCCCAUCUACCUCCUUCUUUAAUUGUAUUAUUUUUCCUCAUGUUGCUCUUCUUGUGAGGGGGGGCUUCGGCUUCACGCUUUACAGCGAAGCUGUCCCGAACUCCACCCCAAAUACUCUGAGUUCGCCCCCCCUCUUUUUUUUUUUCUUCUCUGCCCAGUCAAGGGCGUGGGUCAAUACUAGCAAAACUAUGACUAAUUACUUUUUCAAAGUAACCUGCCCAACACUGCACAUUGAUUGGUUUAUUUCAUGUUACGCCCAAAACGCACCCAUGAUUAAUUAAGCGAAUUACUACAUGCCUUUUGCGUGCUUCGAGUAGAGCAAGGCGUAUUUUUUUUCGCCCUCAGGAAACCAAAGAUCCGCAAUUGAACAGUGCGCUAUAGAUGACUCAAAUAGUGGCCCAUAGUGUUCUACAGUGUAGUAUCAUGGAACAAUAGUAUGCUAGUACAGUCAUAUAACACAGAACUGCUUUAAUCUGCUUUAAUGCAAUGCACUGUAGUACUAUUUUAGAAGUAUAAAACUCAACUGCUCUGGUAUAAGUGAAGAGAACGUUUUGUUUUUUUUUUUGGAAGGGGAGGAGCAGUACAAAUACAAGCACAAGAAAUGAAGAGAGAGAGAGAGAGAGAGAGAGGGAUGCUUGUGAGUGUAUGACUUCUACAGAUACACAUUUACUCUCUGCUUCAUUCACUCAGAUAUUGUGAAGCUCUUUUGAAGAGGAUUGAGAACUCACUGAAUCAGUGACUGAAAGAGGAGAUUCAGCACCACAGAAGGACGGGAUGAUUCAGAGACUGUGGGACACGGCGACUCAGUGGAACAGAAUGCACUCGGGACGCCCCACGGAGGGGAGAGCACAGAGGAUCGUCAGAAAUGAAGCAUGACCACGCCAACCACGGUCCAGACGGAGCCAGUGAAGCUGCAGGAUCCAGGAGAGCUGAUGGGUAUUUAGAGGAGAGAGUCUCACUGAGGGGGAUUUAGAGCAGGACUGUCACUGUAGGAUACUCAGAGUCAGAGGAAGGACUUUUUUUGGAUUUAGGUUGAGGUGUUCACAGCAGCCUAACAGACUGGGGUAUUAAGUGUGGGGUAUUUACUGGUUUGGAUUAGACUGUGAUCUCCACAAAACAUCAGCUCUCAGCUCUCUGACUGCAAUUUGAGGUUGAUUUACCUCCGAAUAUUUAGAGGAGAGUGCAUGCCUCUGUGCUGGGAGGCAUUUAAUUGAGAAAGCACAUCUCUGUGGGCUAUUUAAAAGGAGAAGGUCUAUCUUGGUCCAAUAUGUAGAAGAGGGAGUCUAUCUCUAAAUUGUCUGUCACCUCUGUGGGGUAUUUAGAGGUGCGGAUCUAUCUCUGUGGGGUAUUUAGAGGAAAGAAUUGAUCUCUGUGGGGUAUUAAGAGGACACAAUCUAUCUUUUGCAUUUUGCAUUUGAGGUGAAGAUCUAUCUCUGCAUGUUAUAGCAUAAUUUAUCUCUGGGGGUAUUUAGAUUUGCAGAUCAAUUUGGGGUAUUUAGAGGUGAAGAUCUAUCUAUUUGGGGUAUUUAGAGGUAAGGAUCUAUCUCUCUGGGGUAUUUAGAUUUGAAGAUAUUUCUGUGUGGGGUAUUUAGAGGACAUAAUAUAUCUCAUUUGCAGUAUUUAGAGAUGAAAUCUAUCUCUGUGGGGUAUUAAGAGGCAAAGUUCUGUCUCUGUAGGGUAUUUAGAGGUGAGGAUCUAUCUCUUUGGGAUAUUUUCUUGUAAAUAUCUGUCUCUUUGGGGUAUUUACAUGUGAAGAUCUUUCUGUGUGGGGUAUUUAGAGGACAAAAUCUCAUCUCAUAUUUGCGUAUUUAGGGGUGAAAUCUAUCUCUGUGAGGUGCUUAGAUGACAGAACAUAUCCCUGUUGGGGUAUUUAAAGGACAAAAUCCUUCUCUGUAGGAUAUUUAGAUUUGCAGAACUAUCUCUGUAAGGUAUGUAGAGGUGAAGAUUAGUCUCUUUUGGGGUAUUUAGAGGACAGAAUCUUUCUCAGUGGUGUGUCUGGAGGAUUUAAGAGUCUGAGUCUGGGGUAGGGUAGAGCCCUGUGAGUCUCUGAGAGUAUUUGGAGUCUCCACACCUCUCAAGCACAUUCGCUUCUCCUGCCUGACCUGACCACUGAACCCUGACCUCUGAGUGACCUCUGCUGGGAACGCGCUACCCGGAGUCUGGCUGGACCAAACGUCACUAUAUCUUCAGGAUGUUCUGGAAACUGGUCUUACCCGCCAUUCUGGCAUGGACCAUCUGCGCAACCAUGGAACCCAAGAAGCCACGUCCACGAGGAUCCAUCCCCUCCCCAUAUAAGAUGAAGGGCAACGAGCUCUCCUCCUCACCUUCCAUCACGCUGUCGUCCCUGCCUCAGCAACCGCCGGCACGCAGACAGAAAGCAAAGCAGGAUGUGCUGUCGUCGAGUCGCGAGGCACUGGUGGUGACCGAGAGGAAGUACCUGAAGAGUGACUGGUGCAAGACGCAGCCGCUGCGGCAGACCAUCAGUCUGGAAGGCUGUCUGAGUCGGACCGUCGUCAACCGGUUCUGCUACGGCCAGUGUAAUUCCUUCUACAUCCCUCGGCACCUCACAUCCCGCUCCCGGUCUCGAGCCCACCGCAGCCAGAAACCGGUCAACCACGACGCCUCGUUCCAGUCCUGUGCCUUCUGUCGGCCGCACCGGAUCACCACGGUAACGGUGCGCCUGCACUGCCCCGGGCUGCAGCCGCCCUAUCGGCAACGGAAGGUGCAGAGAGUGAAGCAGUGCAGGUGCGUGUCGGUCAGCGUCAAUGAUGCUUACUGACCGUGGGUCGAGUGGUCCAGGGCAGAGAACACUGGAGUACCAUAGACAUAAAACCACACGUUUCUACACAACAUGAUCAAUAUGGUUGAAAUAACUUUUUAAAUUGUGACCCAGUACCAGAGGACAGCUGGGAGAAUGAGACCUGGGACAACUUGGGAAUGUGGCUGACAUUGGACGUCUGACUUCUUUUAAAAAAAGAGUGAAAGUUCUUUUAAAGCUUCGGCUGGAGGGCUGAACCGGUUGCCAUAGGGGCCAUCUAUGCAACUUGGCGGACUCCAAAUCUUGGGGCAGAUAUGGGCAAGGCACAGUACUAGCCCCAGUAUUUAACAUACACUCUAAUAGACAUGUAUAAUAAAUGACAACAUUUGAUGAAAAAAAUAGCAAUAAAGGUAUAUAUUAAAGAUGUUUAUGAUACAUAAGUAAACUUAAAAUAUACCUAUACAAAACAGGUAAAUAAAUGACUUUAUAUAAUAA